UAAAAUACAAGUGUAACAUUAGUAGAUGACAUAUAAUACUACCACCGAACCUGCAUAUUUUAACAUUUGAAUAUUCGGAAACAUGUCGGCAUCACCACCUUUAGCUGGUAUUAGGGUUCUAGAAUUUGCUGGGCUUGCGCCAGGCCCCUUCGCUGGGCUUUUAUUAGCCGAUAAUGGCGCUUCAGUUAUCCGCAUCGAUCGAGCUGUCCCUGGCUCUACACACUCAGACAAGCUGCCACCGCCAACCACCGAUGCGCUAACCCGUCACAAAGCAUCCAUUGCAGUAGACUUAAAAGAUCCAUCAGGAGUUGAAUUUGUCAAGGCAUUGGUAAAAAAUUCCGAUAUCGUUAUUGAUCCAUUCAGACCUGGUGUUCUUGAGAAACUGGGGCUGGGACCCAGUGAUUUGAAGGCCGUCAAUCCACGCAUCAUCCUAGGUCGCAUGACCGGUUUCCGCAGGGAUGGAAAGUAUAAAGACAUGGCCGGCCAUGAUAUCAACUACAUUGCAGUCUCCGGAGCGCUGAGUCUCCUUGGCAGAAAAGGAGAAAAGCCGUUUGGACCCGUCAACAUCUUGGGUGAUUUUGCUGGAGGAGGUGCCACGCUGUUCCAAGGCCUGUUACUGGCGUUGUUGGCUCGCGAAAAGACCGGCAAAGGACAAGUCGUUGAAGCAAAUAUGGUUGAUGGAAGUGCAUACCUCGCCACUUUCCCAAGGCUUGCCCGCAAGACACCGUUGAUGAAUGGGCCGCGGGGAGACAAUAUGCUUGACAGUGGCUCCCCUUUCUAUGAUACCUAUGAGACCAAGGAUGGGAAAUACAUGGCUGUCGGGGCUUUGGAGCCCCAGUUUUUCCAUGAGCUUGUCAAGGGGCUAGGUCUUGAAAGUAGUGGUAUUGAGGAAACUCGGUAUGAUAGAUCCACAUGGCCUGAAAUGAGAGAACUGUUUACACGGCUCUUCAAAGAAAAGACGAGGACGGAGUGGGAGGGCAUUUUCGAUGGCACAGAUGCCUGUGUAACGCCUGUUCUUGAUCUCGAUGAACUGGAAACCGACCCGAGCAGAGAAGGAGAUGUGCGCCCUUCAGUCACUUUGACAGGAACGCCAGGUUUGGCCAUCAAGCGCGAUAAUCCCUCGACGAGAGAUCCGGCAACAGGGCAAGGAGAAGGGGUGCGUGGAGACGGAUGGACAGGAUUCAAUUUAAGGCCAAGCCAGGGAGGGGAGAAAGUACUACAGGAGUGGCUAGGGUGGUCCAGAUCAAAUCAAUAUGAAGUCCAAAAUGGAGGACUGGUAUUAAAGGGCAAGGCAAAGAUUUAGA
Pseudogymnoascus verrucosus is the source of this 1304-nucleotide messenger RNA. RefSeq lists its product as uncharacterized. The record is from RefSeq and is a predicted model, not a curated record. The coding region runs from base 83 to 1303 and encodes 406 amino acids. The transcript is spliced from 2 exons. NCBI's taxonomy places the organism in Eukaryota, Fungi, Ascomycota, Leotiomycetes, Thelebolales, Thelebolaceae. Gene Ontology annotation, molecular function: catalytic activity.